CUCUGGAGGGGGGGGCCGCGCUGCGUGCGACGCGCGUUGGAGACGGCGUUGCCGUGCCGCAGCAUCGCUGAUCGCAUUAUUCAAACCGCUGCUUCGUGCAACGAGUGCGCAUCCGUUCCUGCCGCAGCACUCCACUUUAUCUUUGGCGCCAGCAAAGCUAAGCUGCGCCGGACGCCGUCGCAGCGAGCUAGAAACGGCUUAGGGGUGCCUCCAGCGGGUCGCGCGGUCGACGCGAGCCACUGGGCGAAAAGAUGACCGAGGGCGGCAUGGGCGCCGCGGCGCUGCUCGCGAAGGCCGAGGAGAUCAAGGCCAAGGGCAAUGAAUUUUUCAAGAAUGGGGAUUAUAAAAAAGCCAUUACAAGGUUCGCACGCAUCCGAGCUUAUACGUGGGUUCCUUCCGGCGAGGCUAGACAAUACGGCGGCAUGGGCGCGAACGCGUCCCGGGAGUUUCAGUACGCGGAAACGGAGACCCAGCAACUCACGCGGCUCGACCAGAUCGCCUGCGGGAACAUCGCGCAGUGCUACCUGGAGCUGGGCCAGUUCCGGAAAGCGCUGGAUUUCAACGCCAAGGUUUGUGGGCCGCCCUGCUCUCGAGGGAGUGAGGCGGCCGAGCGGCAGGAUCGGGAAGCCCCGAACCCCGACCUCCACGUGAAAGCGUUAUCUCGGUCGUCGCGCUGUUUGUUGGCCAUGGGCGACCUGGACGGGGCGAAGGACUGCGUCCUUAGAGCCCUCGGCCUCGACCCGCAGUACAAGCCCGCGCGCGCGCUGUACAAGAAGCUCCAGGAGGCCUUCCGCGAGCACGCGGCGAAACAGAAGCAAACCCUCAAGGGCGCCUUCGCCGCGGACCACGCGAUCACGGCCGACGACCGCGUCGACCUCGAGCCCGACCGGCUGCCCAUCGACGAGGACCCGUCGGACGGCGCAUGAAACUUGUUGUUGUCGCUUUCUAGGCGGCUUUAUAAACAUAUACUUAUCACUC
Messenger RNA from Pelagomonas calceolata, 978 nucleotides. NCBI's taxonomy places the organism in Eukaryota, Pelagophyceae, Pelagomonadales, Pelagomonadaceae. The record is from the annotation of a GenBank genome assembly.